CCCAUCUCGCGAUACCUAGGAGCCUAAACCUCUUUCGACCUACGGUUAGGGCUUGCGAGGAAGAUGGAGUAUCCCGCACCGGGCACGGUGGAGGCCGCAGGCAGCGGAGAGGCCGGGCCUUACAACAGCUCCGAGGAGCUAGAGCGCCCGGAGCCGGAUUGGGUGCAUUUCGACAGCGAGAGGGCGCGCCGCCUGUGGGAAGCAGCGUCCGUUGUCCAGCCAGUGGGGAGGGAGGAAGUGGAGCACAUGAUCCAGAAGAACGAGUGUCUCUUCACCAACACCCAAUGUAAGGUUUGCUGCGCCUUGCUUAUUUCUGAGUCCCAGAAGCUGGCACAUUACCAGAGCAAAAAACAUGCCAACAAAGUGAAGAGAUACCUAGCAAUCCAUGGAAUGGAGACAUUAAAGGGGGAAACGAAGAAGCUAGACUCAGAUCAGAAGAGCAGCAGAAGCAAAGACAAGAACCAGUGCUGCCCCAUCUGUAACAUGACCUUUUUCUCCCCUGUCGUGGCCCAGUCGCACUACCUGGGGAAGACCCAUGCAAAGAACUUAAAGCUGAAGCAGCAAUACACUAAGAUGGAAGCUCUGUCAAAACGCCUUACAAAUCCUUUCCUUAUGGCCUCCACCUUAGCCUUGCACCAGAAUAGAGAGAUGAUAGACCCAGACAAGUUCUGCAGCCUCUGCCAUGCGACUUUCAACGACCCUGUCAUGGCUCAACAACAUUACGUGGGCAAGAAACACAGAAAACAGGAGACCAAGCUCAAACUAAUGGCGCGCUAUGGGUGGAUGGCGGACCCUGCUGUCACUGACUUUCCAGCUGGAAAGGGCUACCCCUGCAAAACGUGUAAGAUAGUGCUGAACUCCAUAAAACAGUACCAAGCUCACAUCAGUGGCUUCAAACACCAGAACCAGUCACCAAAAACAGUGGCAUCAUCCCUGGGCCAGAUUCCAAUGCAAAGGCAACCCAUUCAGAAAGACUCAACCACCUUGGAAGACUAGAGGUGUUUCUGCCCAGCGUCCCGUGUUGGGUCAGCAAUGAGCCAGCUUCCUAUGACUGCUCAGCCCUUGGCUCCCUCUUACUCCUUGUUCUCACCAGGAAAGCACACAGGCCUGAGGCAGGAUCGGGCCACAAACAACCUCUGAUUGGUCCAGGCUAAUUCACUCCUGCUGCUCCCCUUUGGCCGGGGUCCUGUAGGUCAUGAUAGGGGAGGCAGGGGUAUUGAGAAACUUGUGGUCUCACAGGGUGGUAGUUUGGAGGAUGGCUUUCCCCCUUCCCCAGCCCCUCUCAGCCAUAGGUGCUGAGGCCCUAGCCACCUGUCUUUCUUCUGAAGGUCAGUUUUGGGCCAGUUCUGGCAACUGAAGAACAGAGAUCUCCCUGGGCCCUAGACAUUUCCAGUGAAACCUGGAACUUUUAUACCAAACCUGGGCCAGGGCAGGAAACAGAGGAAAUCGCUGCUACAUGGGAGCUUGGAGCAAAUACAACACUCCGCCUUCCCCCACAAAGUGCAGGCUUUCCUGAGCCUUAGACAAGAUGCGGCCAGUUGUGCAGGUUUCUGCCAACUGUGAAGUCUCCUCCUGGAGCAAUGACACAGUCUUGGUGGAGCAUUGCUAUCCCUCCUGCCCUGCUCCACAGUUCCUGAAUGGUGCUGCGGAUCUACAGCACCUGGCAACAAGCUGGGGCUGGGGGAGGCCUCUAUGUCCACUGGGAUCAUGGGACACUCCAAUGGGGAUGGGACCUUUCCCCUCCUCCAUCAGAGGUUCUCUGACCCAACAUCACAUGGGAAAGUGACCCACGUGCAAGUCUCCCUGAGGGUUCUGCCUCUAAAGGCAAACUGCCUCAUGCCAGCCAACUAUGAGGUUCAUUGCUACCCUUGGCCCUAUUAACCCUCUCUUUCCCCUUGUGCAGCAGACCACCUUGCCCAGGUUGCUGUGGUGCUAGCCUUCCCCAUCAUCCACCAGGCGAUUUCUGGGUCCCAGAGAAAGAAAGGGAGAGCUGAUGCAGGUUUCUACAGUGAGGAACAGAUGUUCUCCAGGCCCCACACCCAGAUUUAUCUAUCUUUGCUGUGUUUUAUGGCCUUGGACUGACUCCACAGCGAUAGAUUUUUCCUUGUAGCUUUGAAGGAAGAAUUCCAAGUGUCACCAUCAGAGGCUUCUCUUCAUUGUGUCAAAGAAGCCCCUAGCUGCUCUCGUGGCCUCCUUCCCCCACUCCCUAUCCCUUCACCUGUGAAAUGCCUUUGCUUUGCAUGUUGUGUGUGUGGAUGUGUGUGCUUAAUGCUCUGUCUCUUGGUCACUGAAGUGUCCAAAUAAAGAAUUACUCCCAUGAGCCAGACUGCAACUUAA
This is a messenger RNA of Cebus imitator (Panamanian white-faced capuchin), 2337 nucleotides long. RefSeq names its product zinc finger protein 346 (gene ZNF346). Lineage: Eukaryota; Metazoa; Chordata; Mammalia; Primates; Cebidae. Bases 64 to 996 code for a protein of 310 amino acids. Gene Ontology annotation, molecular function: zinc ion binding; double-stranded RNA binding. The transcript has 7 exons. The record is from RefSeq and is a predicted model, not a curated record.